AUGCUCAAGUUCCUCGCCGACGCCAAGCAAGAGACGGAAGCCUACCUCAUGAAGACGCUCGAAAUCCAUACAAGGCAGCUAUUCACCCUCAACGUCGAGGAAUUCAAGCGCUACAGACGCGCCGAAGAGAAUGUCUUGCGCCGCCACCGACACUACAUCCGGUGGCAGACCGCGACCGGGGAGCUCGAGAGGAUGGGCAAGGACCCCUUUGAAACAGAAGUGGAUGUCUUUGCCUACGUACGGGGCUAUUAUAGGCUCGCCUCCGCUCGACUGACUGAUACUGUCGCCCUUAUUCUUCACUCCGACAUGAUUCCUACCAUUGAGAAGAGGUUGACAGCAGAUCUGCACCUCGAAAGGGAGCUCGGCGUUUUCCCGAGCGGCAAUGGCGAGAUUUACGACACUCUGAUGUCGGAGGAUGAGGCUACUGCGAGGAUGCGAGAGAAGGUGCGCGCCGACGUUAAGAAAUUCGAGCGAGCCCUCGAGUCCAUCUCUCAGUUGGAGGCGCGCAGUGGACUAUAUGGCCGAAAUGGAGAGCCAGACUCUGACCAUAAUAUCGCCUAA
Messenger RNA from Parascedosporium putredinis, 561 nucleotides. Lineage: Eukaryota; Fungi; Ascomycota; Sordariomycetes; Microascales; Microascaceae. The record is from the annotation of a GenBank genome assembly.